Molecule: messenger RNA, 6054 nt
Organism: Dermacentor silvarum
Lineage: Eukaryota; Metazoa; Arthropoda; Arachnida; Ixodida; Ixodidae
Product: chaoptin
Exons: 3
Coding region: 952-4137 (1061 amino acids)
Molecular function (GO): protein binding
Source: RefSeq, a predicted model, not a curated record
CCGCGCCGUUGUUUCCGCCCUGGCGGUUGCCCACGUCUCGCCUUUCCCCCGGCGCCACACGGAACGCGAAAGGCAAAUCGGCCGCAACGCAACACGACGGCGAUGCCGCGCCAACACGGGGAAUCCACUCAUCUGCCCGUGUCGACUCACGCUCCAGGAGACCCGAGCCGCCAGCUCGGCAGCCGCAACAAUUCGGCCUCCGUGAGACCAGACCGGUCGUGACAGCCUGCUCUCGACGACACCGUGCGCAGAAAAAAAAAAGGGCUAGGUGGCUGCUGGCGACAGCGUGGUCAACGCGACGGUUCACUGCCACGUCGGGGCUUCGAAAGGGCGCGAAGCAGCAGCAACAGCAGCAACGACGCUGGCGCGCAGCUGUUUUUUGCCGCAUACUCGCCUGAAUCCGAAAGCAGUUCAGCGAGACGACUGUGAAGAUUGUGGUGAUUGCAACAAGUGGCCUUGGGCAGCGCCCGGCAAACACUGAAGACACGCAGGCCAGUGUUAGAUGUGUUUCCGUUUGUGAAGACGCCAUCGAACGGUGUGUUUAGUCGACAGCUUGUGAGGACUUUGUUGUGGCGGAGUGACAACUGGAUAACAUCCAUUUGCAUGAAACACGAUGGGUACUUGAUUAAUGCUGUGUUGAGGGUGGCUUUCAACGGAUGCUUGCUUCGUGUUCCUCAUGCUCAACGAGGUUUUCUGGUAGCCUGCGUUGUACGCUGCAGUAUACGCGUCACGUUCUUGCGAAAGUGAUUACUAGUCAAACAACAAGUGCGCCUUCGUGAUUUCCCUGACAUAAGGUGCAUUUCAGGAUCCUGCCAUUGACAACUGUUACCGGUCUCUCAUGAAGGAUUAGCAUCAGCGCGAUGUUUGUGAUCAAGAAGCAGUGAGCUACGUGGAGGAGCUUGCUAUAAUAGACCAACGUUCUUGAAGGUUCCCUUCAGAGCAGCGCACAAAAUGAAGGCUCUGGUGGUCAUCUGCCUUUUCAUGGCGGCCUCGUUUGCUGAUGUCCGCCCCAAGUGCCCAAGCGGACAUACUCAAAUUUACCCCUGCAAGUGCGCUAGAAGCGAAGACGUUGGACUUCAUAUCGUAUGCGAUGGCGUGAACUUGGCCAUGAUGUCACGGGGUUUGGGUAACGUGGAGCACCCUGUAGCUAAUCUUACUAUCACCGGAUCGUCGUUCAAAAGGUUGUUCGGUGACGUCUUCAGCGGAUUACAAGUUAUAAACCUUACCGUAGCUCAUGGAUCACUUGCCUCGGUUGCCACGGAUGUUAUGGACCACUUCAACGAAUCGCUAAAGUUGCUCAGCUUUGAAGACAAUGCCCUGACUGAGAUUCCCGUAGAACUGAUUAACAAGUUUAGGAAUCUGACGUCCUUAAAUCUAGCGCAUAACCGAAUCGAGGUUAUCCCUGCAAAUGCGUUCGGUGCCUUGAACAUCCUGUUCGAAUUGCGUCUUGAUCACAACCUCAUUUUCAAAGUUCACCCCUCCGCACUCACAGGACUCAAUAGGCUUGAAAGACUAGAGAUGCACCAUAAUAAAAUGGAGAAGAUUGAACGAAACACUUUCCGAUUUGCUCGAAAGAUCAAAUACUUAGACUUGUCCUACAACAAUUUCACUGCGUUCCAAAAGAUUGACUUCAACCAGCUUACAAAUAUGUGGUUUCUAAACAUAUCAAAUAACCGAGUGAAGACAUUUCCGCGAGGCAUGUUCGUCGCCAAUGCCAUCCUUCGUGUUAUCAACAUGUCUUACAAUGAACUUCCUGAAGUUGAUGCCAACACUGUGAAAGGCGUAAGGUUCCUUCGAGACGUUUACUUCAGAGGAAACAGGAUAACAAAAGUCCACAAGCAAGCAUUCGUGUCCUCUAGACAUAUUCGCACUAUUGAUUUAGCCUAUAACCUGAUGGAAGAUGUUGGAUAUGAGCAGUUCAAGGAUUUUCAGUGGCUUGAGAAACUGGAUCUGAGCUACAACAAGAUUUCUAAAAUUGCUAGCUCAGCCUUUUUGAAAAUGUACCAAGUUCACAUUGAUUUGAGUCAUAAUAAUAUUAGUUUCAUUGGAGACAUGGCCUUCCAAGAGUUGUCUAAUGUUACCUUGUUUGAUCUCUCACAUAACAACAUUACUACCAUUCCAAAAAAUGCAUUCUACUUAUCUGACGUCACUGUUCUUCUCCUCAACCACAACAACAUAACUGAUUUUAAUACGGUCCCGGUUGCUAACAUUACUGGAAUCAAGGUUCUUAACAUGACUUUCAACAAUAUCAACGAGCUAAAUCGAAAGGCAUUCACGAAGAAGAGGUUGUACGAGCUGCACACGGUUGAUUUCAGCUACAACAACAUUACUGAAAUCUCUGGAUCAGUUUUUGAGAAGUUGGCUGGCGUGCGAUUUAUAAACCUCAGUCACAAUGUAAUAAAGAAGAUUGGCUACAGCACUUUUGGGUCAAUUCCAACGCUACUCGAACUGGAUAUCAGCCACAACAAUAUCAGUGACGUUAGCCACGGUGGCCUCUCGGCCAUGGUCAGUGUUCGCCUGAUAAAGGUCAACGACAACAAGAUUAAGCGAAUGUUCAAUCUUCCUAUAGCACUGAAUGAACUUCAUCUGCAAAACAACCAAAUCGCGCAUUUCGGCCCUGGAACAUUCAGGUCGAUGAAUUCCUUGCUAAGGCUCUACCUAGAUAGCAAUAAUCUCACUCGACUGGAAAGAGGAUCCUUCUCUAAUCUACUCACACUGCAAACGCUCUCUCUUUCCAACAACAGCAUAGACAGGAUACCUUGGGAAGCACUGCAGGAUCUUAGUUCUCUUCAGUACUUAUAUCUGAAUGACAAUAAGAUUAAAGCGCUCCCGAAGAAAGCGUUAGGGCGCCUGCCUGUCGUGUUCGAGCUCCUGCUCCAGAACAAUCAGAUCAACAAUGUCACGGAAUACGCUUUUGAGGGCAUGCUGCAGCUCAUUCGUCUCAACUUGAGCUACAACAACAUCUCCUUCAUCCCGCCGGAGGCGUUUAAGGGACUCGUUUCGCUGCAGACUCUGGACCUCUCGCACAACUUGCUCAACAAGCUCGAAAACAAAACCCACGGCUUGCUGGACGAUCUACUGUCGCUUUCCUCCAUCAACGUCUCUCACAAUGAGGUUGCUUUCGUGACGGAAAAGACAUUCCCUCGAUCCCCUUACAUUCCGUACAAGCUUAAACACGUCGAUCUCAGCCACAACUUCAUUUCGGUUCUUACGAACAGCUUCGACGACGGCCUUGGAAAAGCGGAGUAUAUCGACUUGCGCCAUAAUCUCAUCAAUGAAGUUUACCCCAACGUUCUGAGAAACCUGAGCAGCCUAAAACAUCUCGAUAUGUCGCACAAUGAUCUGAGACACAUUGCCAAUGGCGCUCUCGUGCUACCAGAGAACGUUAGCUGGGCAGAUUUUAGCCAUAAUAAGAUCUUCUCAGUCGACCUGCGGGACUUCCUGGCGUCUCAGCAGCUGCGGCACCUUGACCUUCGGUUCAACAACGUGACAAUGUUUGAAGAGGAAUACAUGGCGAGAAUCAAGAAUGGCCUCCGGCUUUAUUAUGAAGGAAACCCAUUGAACUGCGACUGCCGCGUCAAGUACCUGCGCCAGUGGCUGGGUCACAACCCUCAAGCGACAGAGUGGAACGACGUUGUCUGCCACUCUCCUCACCACUUGCACAAGCGCCACCUUGCGGACGUCAGCCCCGAUGUCCUUGAAUGCCUUACCGACGAGGAGCGUGCAGUAAAGGGUGAGGAGGAUGAGUCAUUAGUCGACAUCAAGUUCAGGCUCGUCGAUUCACCAUCCAAGAGAGCCAUACGGUUCGCCUGGUACGUGGCCACGAAGGAGGACGUGUCUGGCUUCCGGGCUAUAGUGAGUGACGUGUCCACCAGCAGCCUCACGAGCGAAACAGAUAUUCCUUAUCGGUACAGGGAGUACACUAUUGAUGGCCUCGAGUCGUCGGUGGAAUACAGGCUGUGUUUAGUCGCCCUGGACUCAACAGGAGAAGCCCGCGGUCUUCCUAUGCGCCAGUGCAGGACAGUUACGCCGGUCGGUGCUGCAUCGAGGACAGUGAACUCUGUGCCUGUGUUGAUCGUUCUACUUGCUGCAGUCACCACUGCACUGUGUUCAGAGUUCUGGAUCUCGAGCACAUGAGCGCAUGGUUUUCAGGAACAUCGCGAAAGGGUUUAGGUCUCAUCUUUGCUUCGUGCUUCCUGGGACACCGUGAAGUGUGUGGUUCAGUACAUGUGCAGCGAAAAACACUGCUAAACUUUGUGUUAAGGCCGGUGAGCAUAAAAAUCUCAAGGUGACUCCAUGGCUGACCACAUUGUCGUGCGCAAUAUUUUGUGCCCGAAACCUCACAGAAAGGUUACAGGACUAAAUAAACACGCAAAACGUAUCAGCGUACACUACUGGAGCAACGAAAGUGGCAUCGAUAAUCAAAUACAUAAAAGCGGUGCUGUGCAGCAAGAACAGAUUACCCAGAACAGUUUACUGGCCAUUCGAAAAAUUUCCCAUUUUUUUUUGCAAUGCUAACUUCCAUGACAUCUAAUCAGAGAUCACCGUGGUAAGUGCCUUGUGCGUAUGCUGGCGCCGUCUUCUUAUUCUCGUCAUCUCUACCACCAUUUCCAUGCUGUGUUCAGGUUGAUGAGUUUUGAUAUAUAUUAUAAAGGCACCAUUGUCCUUGUGCGUUACAUUACCAACGUCAUGUGAUGGGUGCUCUCGCUAGAACUUAUGCAUCAUGUUGGCAAGUGCUAUAGUCGACAAAUAGCACGUGUGCUUCAACGUGUGCUUCACUCCGAGUUGUGAAAAUGAAAAAAAAAAGAAAUGUACAGUUGUUGCCAGUUCAAUAGUUUACUUGUGAGCAUUUCGUAUCAAUUAUAACCACAUCCACUCAAUAUACCGAGCUGAUUAUGGCUCUCAUCUCUGUCCGCUUUGACACUAAUGUUCACAUAUUACAUGCCUAUGUACAGUGUGUGGAAAGGAAACCAGUGGGAACCAUCGCCACAGUUUCGUCUAGACAAAUGAGGAAAAUUCACCUGUUACUUCCCCAAGUUUUCAUCAUUUAGCAAGACUCAUUGUUAAGCUAGUUGGUCUUUUAUUCUUAUUCUCACUACGGUAACAAUGCAAAGUGGCUAAGCCCCUAAUGAGUUUAUAAAACGGUUCUUUGUUUUGCUUCGAAAGCAAACGAUGAUCGCAAACAAAGCACCUGUGUCCGUUCGUCAAAUUAUUCAUCGAGGCUUUUUUGGUUCAUGUGCAUGGCAUGUGUGAAAGUUCACCUUGGGCAGAGAGAGGAAGGCGAAAAUGACCGCCUAAGGGAGCACGGUGUAAGUGUGAAGUAAGAGAAGUGCGAACACUUGGUUGUGCACGAUGCUGCAUGUGAAUGCAAGGCGUGACUUCGGGAGAAAAGAUUUAAAGCAAUAGCAAAAGCAGCAAGUCUCCGCUGUCCCUGGAGGCAUGUUUAUCAACAAUCUGUCUGCAUCAGUGAAGUGUCCGCAAACCUGCACAAUACCGGGUAUGGUUUUACAAAUGGCGCUCUGUGACAAGUGCGAGAAUUCUAGUUUUCUUCUUCCGUUUUUUUUUCUUGUUUUUUUGCGCAGUGAUGCGAUGAUGCAUGCGCACAAUAUUGUACUUAUAUUGUUGGGUGGUCUAAUAAGCAUAAAAAGUUGAUAAUAGCACUCUCCCUUCUCUGUUUUUUUUUGUGUGUGUCUGUCCGCUACAUUGCGGUAAGAAUUGUUAGAAUUCUAGAGAUUUAUAUGAACUUUUGUAACAGACUGAAAGUCGGUCAGAGUGGAACCAGCAGUGUUGCCUCCCCUAUGACCAACACUUAUAUAAGGCCCGUUUGACGGAAGAAGUCUGUAGUAUUUCUCUACAGAGAUGAAGCGCUGAAGUGAGACAGCGUUAAAAAACAAGCGGGAAAGCAUUAAUUAUGCACUAAUAAUGCAUUUCGGUCGCUUUGUAAUUUAUUUAUGUUUGGAAUACCUCAAGGGCCCUCGACAACAGGCAUUACAUGAGAGGGUUGGCGGGAUAUCUAGAACACCAGUAGUUAGCAUGACUUGAGUAAUGCGUCUC